AUUUUUCGCAUUUGGAUGAAAAAUGUGAAAAUUAAAAGGUUUAAACCUUUCGAGAGAUUCGUACAAACUGGUCGUAUUGCCAAGGCCUCCGCAGGUCCCCUGAAGGGACGCCUGGUGGCUAUUGUCGAUGUCAUUGACCAAAACAGAGUUUUGGUUGAUGGUCCUCUGACUGGUGUUACACGUCAGGAAUACAGAUUGAACAAUCUGCAUCUGACCAAAUACCGCAUCAAGUUCCCCUACACGGCGCCCACACGCAUUGUGCGCAAGGCUUGGGUGGACAGUGACCUGAAGGCUCAGUGGAAGGUCAGCCCCUGGUCCGUCAAGGCACAAAACAUUUGCAAGCGCUCGCAAUUGAAUGACUUUGACCGCUUCAAGCUGCGUUAUGCCAAGCGUCAGCGCAACAAGCUGCUGACCAUCGCCUUCAACACACUGAAGAAGCGCACCAAGUCCGAUGGCACACCACGUAUCCUCAAGAAGGAUCGUCGCGAGCGUCUGCGUGCCGAGAAGGCCAAGGGUGGCAAGAAGGUUGCGGCCAAGAAGUAAACAAUAAACAAUUAACGAAAGUAACUGCUUGAUCCUGAACCAACAUCCAAACAAAAAAGGAGCAAAUAAAAGAAGUGUUAUUUUUAGGAAAAACACAUGAA
Drosophila innubila is the source of this 644-nucleotide messenger RNA. It is a transcript of the gene RpL14, whose product is annotated as 60S ribosomal protein L14. The transcript is spliced from 4 exons. Gene Ontology annotation, biological process: translation; ribosomal large subunit biogenesis. NCBI's taxonomy places the organism in Eukaryota, Metazoa, Arthropoda, Insecta, Diptera, Drosophilidae. Gene Ontology annotation, molecular function: RNA binding; structural constituent of ribosome. Bases 16 to 543 code for a protein of 175 amino acids. Gene Ontology annotation, cellular component: ribosome; cytosolic large ribosomal subunit. The record is from RefSeq and is a predicted model, not a curated record.